Tuber aestivum (summer truffle) is the source of this 966-nucleotide messenger RNA. Lineage: Eukaryota; Fungi; Ascomycota; Pezizomycetes; Pezizales; Tuberaceae. The record is from the annotation of a GenBank genome assembly.
UGGGGAAGACACCGUACGAUUACUUGAACCAUACCGCUCCUGUUGCUGCACAUACGCCCUUCACUUGGGUUCGGCUGCUGACUGGGCACCCACCGUACCAUCCGUACUAUUGCAGCGAAAUGUUAUUCCAGAUCUUGACGGGGUCCACGUACCGUACCGGUACUUGUGCCAUAAUCUGAUGAAUCAUGUUAUCGUACUUGGGGGUUUAUCAUGUGGUGGUGUGGCCACAACGUCGGGGUAAAUUAAAUUCGCUUGGCGACCCCUAAACCCGUCCAUCACUUAAUCCACCUGAAAAGUCCUACCUCAUCACAACCAUGGACGGAAAGAAUGCCAACCCCACCAUUCUUAAUGCCUCUGACCUGCCGACACGGCGGCAGGUGCAGCGGAAAAGAGUAACCUCUCCUUUGACGUCCGGUCUGGUCCCGGCGUACGCACAGGAUCCUUUCGUGGGCAGCAGGGAUACCGAGUUUUCCAACUCGGAUGAAAGCGAGGAUGAUUCUGUCCUUGAGCCUAUCGACGAGCAGGAGAUUUACGGUGAGCUCAAGCAGCAUCUUGGUGUUAGACCAGAAGGAAAAUAAGAGCGUGUUACUGAGUCAUCGUUCAGAUCUCAUCGCGACCAUCUCGGACCCAGAGCAUCCAUUGACCCUCGGAGAGCUCGCCGUCGUCAAUCUCCAGCAUAUCAAAGUCACCGAUGAUCCGUCGGCCAUUAUUUCCAAUGUCCUUGUCGAGCUUACUCCCACAAUCAACCAUUGUUCACUCGCCACUGUAAUUGGCUUGGGUGUCCGGGUACGGCUGGAACAAGCGCUUCCGCCACGAUUCAGACUUGAUGUUAGGAUCAGGGAGGGAACCCAUGCAACCGGGGAACAGGUCAACAAGCAGCUAAAUGACAAGGAACGGGUGGCCUCAGCACUGGAGAAUGAGACUUUGAUGGGAGUUGUGGGGAAGAUGCUUGAAACCUGCAGGUGA